AUGUCCAUUGCUUCCGAUUCCGCUAUUAAGCUAUCUCAAAAUGCAGAGUUCCUUAUCGAAAGCAACAAGGCCUGUGAAUCUUAUUUAUUGCAGGCAAUUUCGGAAUAUCCUGUUGAUGAAGUCUGUUUAUUGCCAUUUUUAUUUGCAAUUUUCCCUCUUGGCUUUGACUGUGGGAUUUUCUCUAUUCAUAUGAAGGGGCUAUUUUUGGCUUCUUUUGAAAAAUAUUUAUCCUCAUUUACAAGUGAAAAGUCCAUCUUUGGUGCCAUACUUUGUGAGAGGUUAUCCGGAUUGCUGGUCGCAUUGAUUGGGUCGGAUUUCAUAAUCCAAUAUUGCAAUAAGACGUAUGCUUGUGGCUGCCAUUUUUAUUUAUUUAGAUUGGAAGCUUUUGCGCCUUCUCUUUGCUCUUUUUCGCAGAAUACCCGUGGAAUCAGUAGUCGUCUAUCCACGCUGAGACUUAGUAUUCCUUUUGAGGACUUUGAAGAGGCAAGUAGUUUAUCUGCGUCGGCAGAAAAGCUUCAGAAACUAGAAAAAAGAUUCACAGAUUCGCCCUCAAGUUCUUUUCUUAUCAGCGAACUCUUUUUAAAGUCGAUCGGCACAAUCGAGUCAUUUGCCUUUUGGUCGGCGGUCGAGGAAAACAUAACUAUUGAAUGCUCAAAUUUGGCGGGUAGCCUUAUUCGCCCCAACGUCUCGGAUCCUGCUCUUAUUUUGGAUGGUGAAUGGCAGGUCAAUUUAGCCCAAGCUUUUCUUCUUGGAAAGAAAUUUCAAUACUAUACGCCCACGGUCACUGCGCUCUCGUUGUCACCCUUUGAAAAGAUGCUUGCGAUUGAAAAUGGCAGGAUUUUCAAUUCCACACCAGCCAAUCUUUUCGGUGGCGGUGCGUUUAUAGUAUCGUUUUUUCGGGGAUUCAUGGAACAUUUCGAAUAUUCUUGCUGCAUUGACUCUGUUGUUGGCUUUCUACCUAAAUUUCGGACAUUUCUGUUAAAUUCAUUGAUCAGCUCGACGCAACUCUCCGUGAUUAUAUUGUUUUGGGUUGAUGAUUUCUUUAAGCUUCUUAAAUUGAAAAUUCCCAGCCAAGAUCAAAAACACCAUCCUCAACCUCUGCAAACACCAAUAAUCGAGUCUUCGCUUCUUGUAUGGGGUCCGAACUUUAUUUUGUUUGAAAUUCCCAGUUCAAGACAACUGUUUACGGAGCUAAGAAACUCUGCUCUACCAACAUUAGUUCACUUGCCUACCGAUGUGGCAGCCACAUCGCCGGGCAUCAAUGUUAGGCCGUCCAGAGUUGUUACCCCGGUAGUCGACUCAUCCAUUAUGACGGUAGGAUUUCUUUUUGAUCGCUAG
This is a messenger RNA of Mitosporidium daphniae, 1338 nucleotides long. RefSeq lists its product as uncharacterized. The transcript has 3 exons. The record is from RefSeq and is a predicted model, not a curated record. The coding region runs from base 1 to 1338 and encodes 445 amino acids. NCBI's taxonomy places the organism in Eukaryota, Fungi, Microsporidia.